This is a messenger RNA of Helicoverpa armigera (cotton bollworm), 1506 nucleotides long. Its product is annotated as juvenile hormone esterase. The record is from RefSeq and is a predicted model, not a curated record. NCBI's taxonomy places the organism in Eukaryota, Metazoa, Arthropoda, Insecta, Lepidoptera, Noctuidae. The transcript has 3 exons. Bases 1 to 1506 code for a protein of 501 amino acids.
AUGGGCGGUAAGUAUAAGGCUCCACCAAAUCCGCUUCGUUGGCUCGACAAACCCAUUUACAACUACAGUACCCCAUAUAAUGAGAGUUGUGCAUCUGGCCACACUGAAGAUUGCUUAUACUUAUCAGUUUAUACACCCAUUAGUGAACAUGUAUACCACUUUCCCGUCAUUGUAUGGAUCCACGAGAAUGCACACAGGCACAGCCCAGACUUUCUAAUAGAUGAAGAAGUUAUUGUGGUGACUGUAUCACUUAGAACCUCCAUAUUUGGUUUCCUCAAUACUGGAGAUAAUUUCGCUGGAGGCAAUAUGGGAGCUAAGGAUGUUCUGACAGCACUACGAUGGAUAAGAGAUAAUAUUAGCCAUUUCAAAGGUGAUUUAAACAAAGUGACUGUUUUUGGAUCUGAGUCUACAGCUCCCAUAGUUGCAUCACUACUAGUGUCUGCUGCAGGCGAAGAUUUGUUCCAAAGAGUCAUUAUUCAAGGUGGGAGUGCAUUGUCACCGGCUGAUUACAGAAACUAUAAUUUCGAAAUUAUGAAUAAAUUAUAUUGGAAUCUGGAUGGCCCAUUUGAAAAGUUCAAUCGAACAAGAUUGUACGAACUCCUUUCAAAAAGUUCCACAAAGAAACUGUUAGUGGCCAGCUAUGAUAUUUUUGACAGCACUGAAGUAAGGGACAAUCAGAGGCUUAUCAACUCAUUUCCGCUCACCGUCGAACUAUCAGGAAAAGGCGCUUUCAUGAACAAAUUUCCUUUAGAAGUAUACAAGCGAAAAAUUACAAAUAAUGCCGUGGAAGUUAUGAUAGGAUACACCAACUUAGAUUCCCUUCACAAACUGGAUGGUUUCGUGCGAAACAGGAAACUUCUUAAGUAUUUAAAUUAUAACUUUCAGUAUUUAUUGCCGUUCGAAGGGAGGAGAGACGAAUACGGGUCGAAACUGUACAAGAAGAUAAGGAGGAAAAUAAUGGAUUUCUAUUUCGUUAAUGGGACGGUUGGGGAGAGGAGUCUGCGCCGGUUCGCGAAGUAUAUGUCGGACCAAGUGAUUUAUCCGAUACUCCGGCAGGCGACCUUGCACAGCCAAGUGUCGUGUAAUAAUGUUUACUUGUAUCGCUUCACGUACCGAGGGCCCUUCAGCCUCGUAUGGAACACGGUGCUCCGUAAUUUGAACCUCACCGGAGCGACAUCUGGUGAUGAAAUCUGUUACCAAUUUAAAUGUAAAUCUUUGACUUCGGCGUAUAAUGCGGCGGAGACUUCAAAUGAGAGACUCUUUAUUAAGAAGAUUGCGAGGUUAUUGGCAAAUUUCGCUAAAUACGGGAAGCCUACUCCUCAUUCUUCGGAUGACAUCCUAGAAGGAUUACAAUGGCUACCUCUAAAUCCUAACAAGAGUGUACAACUCCUGAACAUGGGUUCCGAGCUGAAGAUGAUAAAACUUCCAGAAGCGAAGAGAAUGGAAUUUUGGACACAGCUUAGAAAUGAAUUCUUCCCAGACAGACUAAUUAAUGACGAACUGUGA